Messenger RNA from Suillus subaureus, 684 nucleotides. RefSeq lists its product as uncharacterized. The record is from RefSeq and is a predicted model, not a curated record. Lineage: Eukaryota; Fungi; Basidiomycota; Agaricomycetes; Boletales; Suillaceae. Bases 133 to 561 code for a protein of 142 amino acids. The transcript has 4 exons.
UCACACCUAUAGAUGCUCCGUGAGUGGUUCGGGGACUACCAAAUAUAGCGCCCGCUCAGCGCAUAUAAACUUCGACACCUCUAACGCACUCACCAUUUCUCCAAGAACUGCACACUCAUACUCACAGCUACAAUGUACUUCCCAAUCAAAGCGCUGGUUGCUAGUGCUCUCAUGGUAGUAUCUGUUUGUGCUCAGGGCGCCUUCAUUAACCUGCCUGCGCCUGGCUCCGAUAUCACUGCCGGUACCAACUUUACUGUGCAAAUAGGUCGCCCGGACACUCUCACUGGCAGUGAUGAGAUAGCAAUUGUAAUUGCUAUCCAGUCUUGUCCAACUGGGAACUGUCUCCCCAUUAGUGAGGAUAUGGGUACCGUCUUGUACGCAGGCCCGUUCAAUCCCCAGUUUGGGUCGGGCGCGUACGACCCAUAUGAAGACUUCUCUCUUCAAGUCCCUGCAUCCUUCGCUACCGGGCAAGCACAGCUUGGACUUGCUCACUUUAACCUUAUUGGAGUGCUUUACUGGCCAAGCUUACAACUCGUGAAUGAGACUGUUUACGUUGUUUAGGUAGCCCUGCACCAAGGCAGUACAAUAUAUAUGAUCUAUGCAGUUGAUGGCAUGGUCGCCUAUCAAAAUGAUCACCAUACCAACGUGCUCAUAUGAGCCAACCUGUGUAAUCUGCAAAGUUUC